Helobdella robusta is the source of this 790-nucleotide messenger RNA. RefSeq lists its product as hypothetical. Gene Ontology annotation, cellular component: nucleus; chromatin. NCBI's taxonomy places the organism in Eukaryota, Metazoa, Annelida, Clitellata, Rhynchobdellida, Glossiphoniidae. Gene Ontology annotation, molecular function: histone H3K36 methyltransferase activity. The record is from RefSeq and is a predicted model, not a curated record. The transcript is spliced from 7 exons. The annotation marks the transcript as partial. Gene Ontology annotation, biological process: regulation of DNA-templated transcription.
GUCUGUCCUCUUCAUUCCUGCCUUUCCUGUAGAGUUAGGGAUAAGGUUAAAGAUUCUGAACUGACAAUGGCAGAUGAUGAAGACUUGGAUUUUUAUGAGUGUAUACGCUGCUCCUCUGCAUUUCAUAUCACAGGGGUGUGUCUUGCCUCUGGCUCUAAAUAUUUAGCUGGUCAGUUUGUAGUGUGCAGUCGACAUUUUAAUCCGUCACCAAAGACUAACCCAUUGCACGCUCGAUUCGGAGUUACGUGGUGUUUCUCAUGCGAAAAGGGUGGUGGCAACAUGCUGAACUGUGAAUCGUGUCCGGCUGCCUACCACUCGACAUGCCUAAAUGUGGCGGGUGCUGAUAAGAAGGGGUCGCAGCAGACGACAUUGACAGGGCUUGAAAACUGGAAAUGUCCUGAUUGUUCAGCCGGUGUUCAUCCCCUCUAUGGUGAUAUAGUUUGGGUGAAAUUUGGAAGUUAUAGAUGGUGGCCAGCCCAGAUAUAUUGGCCUUAUGAGGUGCCGCAAAACAUAUCGGACCUACCGCAUGAUGUCGGUGAGUUCCCUGUCUGCUUCUUUGGCUCUAGGGAUUAUUUGUGGCUGAACAGGAAAAGGGUCUUUCCAUUUAAGAAAGGCGACAAAUGCUGUAAGGAUUCGUCAAAACGUAGUGGUGGAAAGCUUUUCGAUAAAGCCAUAAAAGAAGCACUUGCCCUCUACAACAGCAUGCAGUCAGACCCAACACAAUCAUACCAGCAGUCUUCGUUGCUGAAGAAUAAAAGGAGGUCGAGUAAGAAGAAAAAUAAUAACAAGG